Molecule: messenger RNA, 1125 nt
Organism: Uncinocarpus reesii 1704
Lineage: Eukaryota; Fungi; Ascomycota; Eurotiomycetes; Onygenales; Onygenaceae
Exons: 1
Coding region: 1-1125 (374 amino acids)
Molecular function (GO): oxidoreductase activity
Source: RefSeq, a predicted model, not a curated record
AUGGCGGCCAUACCCCCAUCGAUGCGCGCGAUGGUCCAUCGCUGGCCGGGUUCGCCGUCCAAAGUUUUAUCAUUAGAAGAUGCAUCAGUUCCAUCUCUACCGUCAGAAACAUCAGUUCUCGUCCGUGUUUCCCACGUGGCGCUGCACCCGGGAACUGUCAUUAUGAUGCACCUCGUCCCCUCGCUGUUCCGCCGCUUUCCCGCUAUUGCGGAAACCGACUUUUCUGGAGUUGUUGUCAAAACUGGGUCGCAGGUUUUAACAGGGCCGGAACCUUGCACUCGCCAUUUUCCGGUUGGGACGCCGGUUUUUGGCUCUUUUCAGGUCCCCGUACAUCUACGCAGUGGCCAGGGAGCACUGGGGGAGUAUGUCGCUGUCGACUCGUCUUGCGUUGCCCGGGUGCCGAAUGGCGUCUCUUAUGCAGAGGCCUCUGCCUUGAGUGUCUCGCUCUACACUGCGAUAACGCUGGUCGAUUCCGUGAAGCUUCCCCCGAAAUCUGCCAUGCUCAUCAACGCACCUUGUGGCGGAGUAGGGAGUUUUGCAACGCAACUACUUCGACAUCGCUACCCAGAGGGACGCAUCGUGGGUAUAUGCUCAGAGGCAAAACAAUCCCUCGCGAAGGAGCUCGGCUGCGACGAAGUGGUUGAUUACAAGUCUUUCUCGAACAGCGAACACUGGAGCCUUACGCAGUAUUUGAAAUCACGCUAUGGCAAUGAGAGUAAAUUUGAUGCUAUUUUCGACGCAUAUGGCAGCCAAGAGCUUUGGGAAGCCUGCUCGGGCUAUCUCAAAAGUGGUCGUGAUCAUGUUUAUGCAACCGUCGGGCCUAAAGUCGGCUGCGCAUAUUCCGCCAUACCUGGUUUCUUCUGGAAGGUUAUGAAGAAUACUCUAUUGCCAAGCUGGCUGGGCGGGGUUCCCAGAACGUAUAGACAGAUAUCCGCGUUUCUGGAUGCCGAUGCCCUUGAAAAGUGUCGCGAAGUUGUAUUGGACGGCGCGGUGAAGGCUCAUGUGGGCGGAGUCUGGGAGUUGGAGAAAGCCACGCUCGCAUACGAUCAGUUUACUGGGGGACACGCGGGGGGGAAGCUGGUCAUAAAGGUUUGGGAGCCGGAACCCCCUGCGUCAGAUUCUUAG